CAUUUAGGCUACUUUGAUAUUUGCCAUGGCCGCUGAUCAUUGAACUGGCUCUCUUUAUUCUCACAUAGCCUUGGCAACAUUGGAUAUCAGGGAAUGCAUUUUAUAUUGGACAGACACGGAAGGUUAUAUUCAAAUUCUAUUGUAUUUUUACUACUUAUUCUAUUUAGCAUACUUUAUGACUAGGCCUAGGCUAAGUUUGACAAAUCCCUGGUCUUGGAAAUUCUUCAUUAUUAUUAUAGGGUUCUAUGAUUUUGUGUUUUUUUUUUUAGGCCUAUUGUUAUGGAUUAGGCAGAUUGUUUUACUCAAAUUUGUAUUUUUUAACUUGUCAAAUAUUAUUAUAGGCCACCAUAGUUCUAUGAUGAGCAUCGAGAUACCUGUUGGUUUGAAGGACAUGCUGCAAGGAUACACUGUGGAGGUAUUACGGCGCAGACCGCCAGAUUUGGUUGAAUUCGCAAUCCAGUAUUUCACGCGUCUACAAGAGAGCCGAAAACACGACAAACAUGCGAACUUCAGCCCCGCCAAUUCUGCUCGAAAAGGCGUGGCUUUUGAUAGUAAUUCGGUUGAAUCAGAUGAAGACUCUGAUGACUAUAGUGAGUGACAUUUUCCAUCUCUAUUUUGCCACAAUGAUUUGAUUAUUAAAUAUAUGUAAAUAUUUUCCCAUGUUCUUUAUUUCUGUUAACCUUUUUACUCAAUUAUUAUAACUUUUUACUUGCUCCCACUUGCACACAUAAUAGACUACAUAAAUAACCGCACAGAAUGCAUAAUGAAUCAUAAUAUUAGUUUCUAUUCGAUAAUACUAUGAAGUGCUUUUAAAGUCAUCCUAUCAUCUGAUAACCUAUGGCAAUGGAAAAAUGUGUUCUCAAAGUAACGUGAGGGCCCGUGUAGUCAUAUGAUUUUGUCUUCCAUUGCCAGAGGUUAUCAGAUGAUAGGAUGCUACUGGGGUAUUUUAGCCUACUGAAUAGCUAUUUGUCCUGAAUUAUUUCAUUAUUCAGUAGCCUAUUUAUAGCGACAUGAGAUAAUGAACGUUUGUUAGAGGGUGUCUCAACCACUUUUGAUAAAUCAGUUGCUGUGCCCUGACAAAAAUGGUUCAGGGAGAAAAUAAGAGGAUACUGUUGGGUGUAUCUAUGUAACUAUAUUCAGACAGAAUUGAGUGUAAGCUAAUGUGUUUCAAUCGAUCCAUAAGAACAACUAAUAUUGAUGUUCAGUGGGACCAACUUCAUUUCUAGUGCUGAAACAUCUCUCUCUCUCUCUCUCUUUCUCUAGUGCCACCUCCCACCCCAAAUAAAUACAGUCGCAGAGUAUCUGGUGAGCCUCAUCAGUGGGUUUUGCAUCCAUUAUAUGCGGUGUAUGAAGAAUCUUAUUUCAGUCUCUCACUUGUGUGUUACAGUCACAACAUUCCCUUUGAGAGUAUUUGUUUGUCCCCAGUGUGUGUCACAGUGUUUUUUUUCCCCACAGUGUGUGCGGAGGCCUAUAACCCAGACGAUGAUGAGGAUGAUGACUUUGAGCCAAGGGUGGUACACCCCAAAUCAGACGAGCAGCGUCGCAGACUCCAGGAUGCCUGCCGAGAUACAUUACUGUUCAAAACCCUCGACCAGGUAAAGUAUUGUAUUUAAGCCUCUGUCUUCAGGUAUUGAGAGUUACUUGUAAGUUAAGAGGAAAUACAGUUAGUCUUCCUGUUAUUUAUCUUAUGUUCAGUUAUGAACAAAACAAACACCCUCUCAAUAGUCAUCAUAACACAUUGCAGUUUGUAUUGAUUUAUACUGAACAAAAAUAUAAACGCAACAUGUAAAGUGUUUCAUGAGCUGAAAUAAAAGAUCCCAGACAUUUUCCAUAUGUACAAAAAGCUUAUUUCUCUCAAAUUCUGUGCACACAUUUGUUUACAUCCCUUUUAGUGAGCACUUCUCCUUCGCUAAAAUAAUCCAUCCACCUGACAGGUGUGGCAUAUCAAGAAGCUGAUUAAACAGCAUGAUCAUUACACAAGUUCACCUUAUGCUGGGGACAAUAAAAAGCCGCUCUAAAAUGUCCAGUUUUGUCACACAACACAAUGCCACAGAUGUCUCAAGUUUUGAGGGAGCAUGCAAUUGGCAUGCUGACUGCAGGAAUGUCCACCAGAGCUGUUGCCAGAGAAUUGAAUGUUAAUUUCUCUACCAUAAGCGACCUCCUACAUCGUUUUAGAGAAUUUGGCAGUACGUCCAACUGGCCUCACAACCGCAGACCACGUUUAACCAGUCCAGGACCUCCACAUUUGGCUUCUUCACCUGCGGGAUUGUCUGAGACCAUCCACCCGGACAGCUGAUAAAACUGAGGAGUAUUUCUGUCUGUAAUAAAGCCCUUUUGUGGGGAAAAACUCAUUCUGAUUAGCUGGGCCUGGCUCCCCAGUGGGUGGGCCUAUGCCCUCCCAGGUCCACCCAUGGAUGCGCCCCUGCCCAGUCAUGUGAAAUCAAUAGAUUAGGGCCUCAUUUAUUUAUUUCAAUUGACUGAUUUCCUUAUAUAAACUGUAACUCAGUAAAAUCGUUGAAAUUGUUGCAUGUUGCAUUUAUAUUUUUGUUCAGUAUAUUUGUGUGAUGCUUGUUGCUGGGUGUCCCAGUUUAGUAUGCACACACACACACACACACACACACACACACACACACGGUCAUCCUCUAAUGUAUGAGUGUUGUUUCUCUCUUUCAGGAGCAGUUCUCAGAGGUGCUGGAUGGCAUGUUUGAGGUAUUGGUCAAACCACAGGAGCACAUCAUAGACCAAGGGGACGAUGGAGACAACUUCUAUGUCAUAGAGAGGUGUGUGUGUGUGUGUGUGUGUGUUGAAUCUAUAUUUUUUCUGUGUGAGAGGCAUUAGGCCUAAUUAUGUGAAUCAGUGGAGGCUCUUCAGAGGAGGAAGGGGAGGACAUCUUCCACAGUGAAUUUCAGGACGGAAAUACUUUUUUUUAUUUUUAGAUAAAACUAUACUAAAUAUAUUCACGUCACCAAAUAACUGAUUAAAAUACACUGUUUUGCAAUGAAGGUCUACAGUAGCCUCAAAAGCCCCCUCUAGGGUAGCACCAUGGUGUAGCCAGAGGACAGCUAUUUUCCGUCCUCCUCUUGGUACAUUGACUCCAUCCAAUCAGAGGAUCAGAGAAUGAAGUGUGGUGAGUAGUUGACGCAAAGAGAGCGAAAGACAAUAGUUGAACAGGUCUGACAAAUGUAUUUCUUCAAAAAUUAAGAAGAAGAAGCAGCAGAAAGGGAGCUAGCUAUAUUUAGUUGUCAUUUUUUUCUUCUUAGUUUACCUUUUACUUACUUAGCUAAUGCAGCUAAUUUAGCCUACUCAACAACAUGACUCAAACAGAGAGGAACACUAUUUAAAUUAUGUUAGCUAGCUGACUAAGGUUAUCCAACAUUGCAACUCUUUCAAGUCAUGAUAAGCUUUCGGUUUUAUAAAUGUUUUGCCACUGCCUGUGUAACUGCUAAACUGCUUGCUGUACACUGUACUGUUUGAUUGUACAUAUGGAUUGGCUUGUGGGUUUACUAACGCGCUAGUUCUAGUUUGUUGACUAUAACGUUAAUAUGGUGACAACGAUGUAGGCUGUGUAGCGGUUAUGGUAUUAAGGUUUGGCUUCGAGAGGUUUUUGCGCCUAGUCAUAGACAGCUGUUGUGUUGUGCACUGAAGUACACAAGUGUAGGGAAAAGGUGAGAGGAGGAGAGCACGUAGAUGCAAGAAGGAAUUAUCGAGCAAAGUGAUCAUGCUAUUUGUAUGUGGCUGCUAUGAAAGUGAACUGUGUGUGCUGGUGAUCAGGGGUGUAUUUAUUCUGCCGAUUCUGUUGCAAAACAUUUCUUAAAGAGAAGCAAACAGAACGAAAAUGGGAGGGACCUACCUGAAUUUGUACAAAUAUAAUAAUAAUAAUAAUAAUAAUAAUAAUAAUAAUAAUAAUAAUAAUAAUAAUAUGCCAUUUAGCAGACGCUUUUAUCCAAAGCGACUUACAGUCAUGUGCGCAUACAUUUUUACGUAUGGGUGGUCCCGGGGAUCGAACCCACUACCCUGGCGUUACAAGCGCCAUGCUCUACCAAUUGAGCUACAGAGGACCACCAAUAGAAACUCUCAUUUUGGACUAAUGCUUACACCCCAGAUCAUCAGCUAGAUGCAGGCAAGAGUAUGCAAGGCGGUAUUGUAUGUGUCUGUCACCUUGAUUACUACAAUUUGUCUCUCGACCUGUGCAACUACGUUAUAAACUUUCAUUUGCAGGUUAGGUUUUAGCAACCUCAUGAUAGGUAUAGGGCAAAUUCGAGUAUCAUGUAGUAGCCGAAACCCAUCGACGUUACAUUGAGCUGGGUGAAUGGAAUAUGAAUGACAGUCUUCCAAUAUGCUGUAAUAGAAAUAAGGCCAUGCUCAUUAAAAAAUCGUCCUCCCUAAUCUUAAAUGACACCGACCUCCACUGAUGUGCAUGUGAUGUUCUCUGAUUCCUCUGAUGUCCUGUGUACCUCUGUGUGUUGUAGGGGUGUGUAUGAUAUUAUUGUACUGAUUGACGGAGUUGGGAAAUGUGUGGGAAAGUAUGACAACAAGGGCAGUUUCGGGGAGCUGGCGCUCAUGUACAACACCCCACGUGCUGCCACCAUCAUGGCCACCCAGGAGGGGGCACUGUGGGGACUGGUGAGUCACAGUAGGAGACUGAACAUGAUAUAUGUGUGUGUGGACGUGUUUAACUAUACUUGUGGGGACCAGAAGUCCACCACCUUUACGUGCAAUGAAACAAUGAAUAAGGUUGACCAACAGGGGACAUUUUGUUGGUACCCACAAGGUCAACUGCUUUUCCUAGGGGGUUAAGGUUAGAAUUAGUGUUAGGGUUAGAAUUAGGGUUAGGAGCUAGGGUUAGUUUUAGGGUCAGGUUUAGGGUAAGGGUUAGGUUUAGGGUUAGGGGCUAGGUAAAAUAGGAUUUUGAAUGGGACUGAAUUGUGUGUCCCAACAAGGUUAGUUGUACAGUACUGUGUGUGUGUGUGUGUGUGUGUGUGUGUGUGUGUGUGUGUGUGUGAUGUGUUUCUGUGAGAGAUGAGUAACCUGUAUGUGUAUGUUUUAGGAUCGGGCCACAUUUCAUAGACUCAUAGUGAAAAACAAUGCCAAGAAGAGGAAGAUUUACGAAGCCUUCAUUGAGUGUGUACCCCUUCUAAAGUCUCUCGAGGUCUGUUUCAUUUGACCACAACAUCUUAAAGUGCUUCACAAUAAAAGUGUACUGUGCAGUGUGCAUUCAAAAUACAACAUAAGAGAAUGUACAUGAGAGGCUCACAUUGCACAAAUAGAAUCCAUUGUAAACAAUCCUUCCUCUCAGAAUGCAUGUAAAGAUCAAUGUAUACUUUUAUCACACCUUCAUCGUCUGUCCUCAUCUUGCUCUUCCUCAGCUCUCUGAGAGGAUGAAGAUCGUUGAUGUUGUGGGAAUGAGAGUGUUCAGAGAUGAGGAGUGCAUCAUAACACAGGUAUUGUGGACUUUUACUGUACAAUUUAUAUUUGAUUACAAUUCUUCUUUACUUUGUACUGUAUCCCUGCUGAUUCCACUGCUUUUCUGCAAUCUUAGGGGGAUAAGGCAGAUUGCUUCUACAUUGUGGAAUCUGGGGAGGUGAAGAUCAUGAUAUUAAGCAAAGUAGGUGUACAUGUUUUCCACUUCCCUUGGGGGUGUGUUAGAUCUACUGUAUUAAUAACGAGUUUGCUGUGGGUACCUGCUGCAAGGCACUGUAUGUACUGUAUGUCUAGUGUCUUUGGAAUGUGGUACGACUGGCUUUCCUGCUUUUGCAGCUAGUAAAUUUAUUUAUCAGGUUGGGUGGUAGAUAAGGAACGGAUAACUGUAACUGAGAGUUAUGUAAUUGGUUAUAUCAGUACUGCAGCAUCAUUAUCAUGUCUAUGUCUCCCUACCUAGACUAAGGCAGGGCAGCAGGGUAAUGCAGAGGUGGAGAUUGCACGCUGCUCUAGGGGCCAAUACUUUGGAGAGCUGGCUCUGGUCACCAACAAACCACGUGCAGCAUCCGUCUAUGCUGUGGGAGUUGCCAAGUGCUUGGGUACGUUGUAUGUACACACAUACAUACCAUUAUUCUUCAUUCGUAAAUUGAUAUUCAUGGUCCUUCUCUCUUUCUCUCUAAAGCAGUUGGAAAUGAAUAGAUCAUGGACUGUAUUCAUACAGGGGAGAAUUUCGGCCCCAGUUAAGCGCGAGUAAAUGGAACGGAAUUCCCUUUUUUAUGAACAUUUCUCUCUACGCCUAUUCUGACCUAGAAUUUAAGCAUGAGAAUAGCAUGCUAUUCACCCGCUAUUUCGUUUUGGCUUGAGAUCUAAGAAAUAAAGGUGUGACGGAGGUGUGUCUACAGAUAGGCCGUAUUCUGACCUUCACUUAAUUCCCUCAUAUUUCCACCACCUUUACGUGCAAUGAAACGAUGAAUAAGGUUGAGCAACCUGUCGGUUCCAAGUGGAACAACAUCUACUAAAAAAAUUUUCCAAUAGAAAUAACACCAUUCUCCAUGCAAUGUAAUGUAAUUUACAAAUUGAUAAGAGCUAUUGAUAAUAGUAAAUUAGUAAGCCGUUUGGAUAAGGGGAUUGUAAAUAUAAAUGAUACAUGUUUUAUAUCUAUUUCACCUUAUGAUCGCUGGAGACAUGUGAAACCAGUCACAUGGCAGCAAACUGAAGCAUAUCAACAUAUCACCUUUUCCACAGUGAAGUUUAUGAAAUGCUGGCCUUAUAACUUGCAGAUAUGAAAUGUGGAGACCCAAGCUAUAGGCUUCUGUAGCCAUGUGCAAAUGACAGUUUAGCACCAAACCUACCGAGUUGAUUUAUGAUUUCUAGAAUCUUUUAAUUAUAUUUUAAUUGUAACUGUAUUUUUUACAAUUUGUAUCGUGUUAAAGGUCCCGAAUAUUUUAGGGGAAUAGAAAUGUAAAAUGUUGAGAAAACGUACCUUUUCUCUCAUGGCAAACUACCAGGAAGUUUGAAAAGACUGGCUGACUGGGAGGGGAGCUUAUUGUCAUGAGCUCGCCUUGACUGACAGCUGUUUGAAACGCCUAUGUCAAGAAACUUGGAUGCAGUGAGUGGUGUUGCAGUAAAAUCAUAUCAAGCAAAUUUGGUGAUACACAAAGCAACUCAAACAACAUUGAAGUUGCAUCAAUAACCAGGUUUCCAUCCAACCUUUUUAUGCGAGUAAAGUACAUAUCGGAUAAUAAAUAUCAUGACCAGCCUGAUAGAAACAUAAUUUUGGGGGGUAAACUUUCUAAAUGUCAACAAAACAAAAUACACUAGAUAAGGUGAGGUAUUUUUGUGUCGGUAAAAUUAAUUAUGCGAUAAAUGUCGGUGGUAACAUUUUUAUGCACAAAUAUUGAUAUAAUAACCAUCAAAUCGAAGAAAACUUGGAGUCACGUGAUGACAUGUUGUGUGGUCCUCCCACUAGGAUCGUCGGGAAAGCAUGCAGUUUAUUAGGCUACAGAUGAAAUACAUUAUAAAGAACUUCACAGGGUGGUGAAAGUGCAAGGUGAUGAGCUUGAUCCGCCUUUACAAUAAAUAUCAAGGGUCUUAUUUUGGUGACAUGAUAAUCGAUGCUUGGCUGCAGUUUGACAAAUAAAAAGAAUCUUGCUUUUGUCCAUAUAAUCUCAUCAUGUACACUACAGGUGCGCUCUAGCCAACAGCGCACAGAUAGCGCACUUGCCAAUAGACGAGUGGACAUAUUCACUAUAUAACGCAAUUAUUUUGGUGAGAAAACCAUCAGUAGAGUUGAAAAUGCGAUGGAAACCCAUUUAACUUGUAUUUUUUUAUUCCGUACAUGGGAAUUUAACCGCAAAAUGUAUUUUUAUGUGCACUACAUCAUCACGCUAGCACAGCCUUUUAUCUGCAACAAGUCAAUUUAUUGGAAACAUCUCUGGUGUGAAAAUGCGCCUUUGUUUUUAUGCGGAUUUUAGAAUAUUCUGAAGACCUAGCUAGCCAGUAACUAGCUAACACCAGACACACAUGAAAGGGGAGACAUACAGUACCAUUCAAAAGUUUGGAUACACCUACUCUUUCAAGGGUUUUUCUUUAUUUUAACUAUUUUCUACAUUGUAGAAUAAUAGUGAAGACAUCAAAACUAUGAAAUAACACAUAUGGAAUAAUGUAGUAACCAAAAAAGUGUUAAACUAAACAAAAUAUAUUUUAUAUUUGAGAUUCUUCAAAGUAGCCACCCUUUGCCUUGAUGACAGCUUUGCACACGAUUGGCAUUCUCUCAACCAGAUUCAUGAGGUAGUCACCUGGAAUGCAUUUCAAUUAACAGGUGUGCCUUGUUAAAAGUUAAUUUGUGAAAUGUAUUUCCUUCUUAAUGCGUUUGAGCCAAUCAAUUGUGUUGUGAUUUGAGAACAGCUCAAAUAAGCAAAGAGAAAUGACAGUCCAUCAUUACUUUAAGACAUGAAGGUCAGUCAAUCCGGAAAAAGUGAAGAACUUUAAAAGUUUCUUCAGGUGCAGUCGCAAAAACCAUUAAGCACUAUGAUGAAACUGGCUCUCAUGAGGACCGCCACAGGAAAGGAAGACCCAGAGUUACCUCUGCUGCAGAGGAUAAGUUCAUUAGAGUUACCAGGACAACAAUAAGAAGGCACACCUGUUAAUUGAAAUGCAUUCCAAGUGACUACCUCAUGAAGCUGGUUGAGAGAAUGCCAAGAGUGUGCUAAGCCGUCAUCAAGGCAAAGGGUGGCUAUUUGAACAAUCUCAAAUAUAACAUAUAUUUUGAUUUGUUUAACACUUUUUUGGUUACUACAUGAUUCCAUAUGUGUUAUUUCAUAGUUUUGAUGUCUUCACUAUUAUUCUACAAUGUAAAAAUAAAGAAAAACAUCUCAUUCCAAAAUCAUGGGCAUUAAUAUGGAGUUGGUCCCCCCUUUUGCUGCUAUAACAGCCUCUACUGUUCUGGGAAGGCUUUCCACUAGAUGUUGGAACCUCGCUGCGGGACUGGCUUCCAUUCAGCUACAAGAGCAUUAGUGAGGCCGGGCACUGAUGUUGGGCGAUUAGGCCUGGCUCACAGUCGAUGUUUCAAUUCAUCCCAUCGAUGGGGUUGAGGUCAGGCCAGUCAAGUCAAGUUUUUCCACACCGAUCUCGACAAUUUUUUUUUGUAUGGACCUCUCUUUGUACACGGGGGCAUUGUCGUGCUGAAACAGGAAAGGUCCUUCCCCAAACUGUUGCCACAAAGGUUGGAAGCACAGAAUUGUAUAGAAUGUCAUUGUAUGCUGUAGCGUUAAAAUUUCCCUUCACUGGAACUAAGGGGCCUUGCCCGAAUCAUGAAAAACAGCCCCAGACCAUUAUUCCUCCUCCACCAAACUUUACAGUUGGCACUAUGUAUUCGGGCAGGUAGUGUUCUCCUGGCAUCCGCCAAACCCAGAUUAGUCCGUCGGACUGCCAGAUGGUGAAGCGUGAUUCGUCACGCCAGAGUCCAAUGGCGGCGAGCUUUACACCACUCAAGCCGACGCUUGGCAUUGCACAUGGUGAACUUAGGCUUGUGUGUGGCUGCUCGGCCAUGGAAACCCAUUUCAUGAAGCUCCCGACUAACAGUUAUUGUGCUGACGUUGCUUCCAGAGGCAGUUUGGAACUCGGUAGUGAGUGUUGCAACCGAGUACAGAUUAUUUUUACACGCUUCAGCACUCGGCGGUCCCGUUCUGUGAGCUUGUGUGGCCUAGCAACUGAGUACAGACGAUUUUUACACGCUUCAGCACUCGGCGGUCCCGUUCUGUGAGCUUGUGUGGCAUACCACUUCGCGGCUGAGCUGCUGUUGCUCCUAGACGUUUCCACUUCACAAUAACAGCACUUACAGUUGACCGGGGCAGCUCUGGCAGGGCAGAAAUUUGACAAACUGACUUGUUGGAAAGGUGGCAUCCUAUGACGGUGCCACGUUGAAAGUCACUGAGCUCUUCAGUAAGGCCAUUCUACUGCCAAUGUUUGUCUAUGGGGAUUGCAUGGCUGUGUGCUCGAUUUUAUAAACCUGUCAGCAACGGGUGUGGCUGAUAUAGCCGAAUCCACUUAUUUAAAAGGGGUGUCCACAAACCUUUGUAUAUAUAGUGUAUCUUUGCCAUAGAUUAAUAGUGUAAACUUUAAAUUAUAUUUGCUGACACCCUACAGUCAAAUUUUGGCAACCGCAGAGUAGCUAUCUAGCUAUAUAAACCACGCCCGCCCCUCCGCAAACACGCCUUCUCCAAUGUUGGUUACAAGGCGGUACUUAUUUAAAUUAGGUAAGAGAAUAUCAUGUUACCAUUGGUGUAUUAAAAUAAUCCCGCCUCCUGAAUCCAAGCUUUUGACAUGGGGGAGGGGACCAGUAACUUUAUGAUCAAACUUUAUCAAUGUAGAAGCAACAAUUAUUUUUCAUAGUUUGGUCAUCAUACUUCCAUAUGGUUUCAUCUAAAUAUCAUCCAAUUUCAUGAAAAAUAUUAUUUUGACUGUUCAUGAUCUUUAAAUAUUAGCCACUAUCGGUAGCCACCGUCAGUUUUACCAACAUACAUUUAUAACUGUCACUUUAGUGUUACUUUCCUUACAUUUUGCAUCAUUCCAUUACAUCGUUAGUUUACCUUUCUUUCCUCUGUCACGUUCAUGUGGUUGUUCCUGAGGAUUGCUAGCAAUAGUGGAUCAUAUUAGGCUAACGUAUUACAAGCUGUGCAUUAAUUUGGAACAUGUAACCUAUUUGAAUCAUUAUGGAACGCAGACCAUACUUAGCAGUUUGAACCUGGAGCCUUUGCGCACAGUUCACGACGACUGGACCUGGACAUCACAGUUCCAUAAUUAGUGAGGAUUAUUAGGGUUGAUUUAUAGGGCUACUGGUCAGGUCAACCCCUAUUGUACAUUUUUCUUACCUUCCAAUAUUUCAUUGGUUGAACAAUUGAAUAUGGCAACUUUCAGGAUGAAUCAAAGCACUGUGUUUUUGAUUCACCAAUAUAUUUUGAGAAUAGGCUCUCUAAAACAGUUUUUUAAAAAAAAAAAAAAUCAUAAAUACUUUCCUAACCUUAAAUAAUAUACAAGAUCAGAGUAUUUUUAAAUCUAUCAGUUGGUGCUGAAAAGUAGACGAAUAUGCGUGUAUUUACAUGGCUUUCUUUCAUUGAUCCCUAAUAUUCUGAAACGUUCUCUCCAUAUAAUCUAGUGAGUCUGUCGAGAAAAUUCGAAUUAAAGAUACACCAAAUUUUAGGGGAUGGCUUUAGAUAAACGUACCGAAAACCCUAUUGAAUGAAAACUCCAUGAGAAAUUCUGUCGGCCAGCAAGUGGGAGGGUUUUCAUUUACAUUUACAGCGGUUUAACUAAAUGUAUUCAGCGCAUGUGAAGGGAACCACGCCUGCAAAUCCUGUUACGCACCUGAAUAAGGUUAAUAAGUCUGAAUAUGAACUACUGAGAAGUGCGUAGGAAAGGCGUACAUUUCCUAAGUCUGAAUCGGGCCCAUAGCGCCUCAGAGUAGUCUCAGGAGUGUUGAUCUAGGGUCAGUUUAGUCUUUUAAAUGAUAAUGAAUAAAAGGGGGGACCUGAUCCUAGAUCCGCACUCCUACGUUGAGACACUUUAGGAAUACAGGCCCAGUAGAUCAGUAUGGCUCUAGAUCAAUAGCCUUUUAAAGAAUUUGACUUGACACCCCCUCUUUCUCUCUCCUCCACCUCUCUUUUGCAGUAAUAGACAUUCAGGCGUUUGAGCGUUUGCUGGGUUCCUGUAAGGAGAUUAUGAAGAGGAACAUUUCCCAAUAUGAGAACCAGCUGGUAGCUCUGUUUGGUUCUAGUGUAGAUUUGAAACAUUAA
This is a messenger RNA of Coregonus sp. 'balchen', 11711 nucleotides long. The record is from the annotation of a GenBank genome assembly. NCBI's taxonomy places the organism in Eukaryota, Metazoa, Chordata, Actinopteri, Salmoniformes, Salmonidae.